Messenger RNA from Cooperia oncophora, 459 nucleotides. Lineage: Eukaryota; Metazoa; Nematoda; Chromadorea; Rhabditida; Trichostrongylidae. The record is from the annotation of a GenBank genome assembly.
AUGCCAUUCCAGUUAUGCACUCGGGAUGACUGUAAUAAGCAAGGUUCAUGUAUGGGAUUGAAGGCCGCCCCAAUCUGCAUGUGUGAUUUUGGAUAUUUUGGACCAAAAUGUGAACAUAGUUUGAUUUCUCAGGGAUUAUGUGACUCAGCAACGGGUUGUAGUGGCAAUGGAUUAUGCAUAGCCCAAGGAGUCAUACAAAUGCACCGAGCAUUAAACUGGUAUAUCACUGUUCAGGAACCAGGGAAAGCUUCACGUGUUCAUGCUUCCUUGGCUACGAAGGAGAAAACUGUCAGAAUAAAGUUGGCGGGUCCAACUCAAUUCUGCCUACAAUGGCGGGUGCUUGCACGGCAGAAGACUGCAGUAACCAAGGGGUAUGUGUGGGUACAAAAGAUCUCCCAUUCUGUCUGUGCAAUCUCGGCAGAACUGGAAAGAAAUGCGAGCAUUCCAUCAAUUCUUUAU